Messenger RNA from Trichoderma citrinoviride, 852 nucleotides. RefSeq lists its product as hypothetical. The record is from RefSeq and is a predicted model, not a curated record. Lineage: Eukaryota; Fungi; Ascomycota; Sordariomycetes; Hypocreales; Hypocreaceae. Bases 1 to 852 code for a protein of 283 amino acids. The transcript has 3 exons. Gene Ontology annotation, cellular component: cytoplasm.
AUGGCUGAAAAGUUUACUAUUUAUUCGUCUUCCGAAUCGCAAUGGGUCGGGGUCAUGCUCCUUGCGCUCGCUAAAAAAGGACUCAAAGAGCAAUUGGAUUACGAUGUUCGCGAGAUUCGCCUUUCUACGGGAGAUAACUUCGCGCCGGAAUAUCUCGCCAUUAACCCCAACGGCACAGUCCCGUCUUUGACUGCCCCCUCUCUCGCCAAACCUCUGAUCGAAAGCGUCGAUAUCCUCAGGUGGAUUGACUCUCGCGGCACAAAGACUCUUGUGCCCCAGGACGAAACCCGCUCAAAGGAAAUACUUGAGCUUAUGCAUUCGCCGUCAAUGACCACGAAUCUCAUCCUAUUUCAGGCACGAGAUUCCGCUGAAAUGGCGGCAAAGAAAUCCAGUGCUUGGAACGCAUUUCUAGAAGGACGUCAGACGCGCCUUGACAAGGAGCUCGCCGCCCAGCCCGAUCAUCCGUUCUAUGCUGCAAAGACCGCCGAGAAUCUCUCAAUUACUUCAUUAUAUCGGGCUAAGAUUAGUCCGGAUCACGAGCAGCUCUAUAAACUGUCAGAUCAGAUGUAUCGCACUGUGGCGGAGGGUCUCGAUAAGCUCGACGGCUUGAUCGCCCUGCCGUAUGCGGCUGGAUCGCAAGUCAGCGAGGCGGACUACAACAUGGUGCCGUGGCUCGCUCAUGCUAUGAUGGGGGCGCAGACGCCAGUGAGGGCGAUUCACGACUUUGGCCCUCUAGAGGAACUGAUCCAAAAAUCCGUCCCUGAAUUCAAGAUUGGAUCUAGAAUAAAGGAGUGGUGGUCCAAUGUUUCCGAGACGGAGCCGUUCAAGCAGGUAUAUCCGACCUUGCAUUAG